Molecule: messenger RNA, 1992 nt
Organism: Macrosteles quadrilineatus (aster leafhopper)
Lineage: Eukaryota; Metazoa; Arthropoda; Insecta; Hemiptera; Cicadellidae
Exons: 1
Coding region: 1-1992 (663 amino acids)
Cellular component (GO): nucleus
Molecular function (GO): DNA binding
Source: RefSeq, a predicted model, not a curated record
AUGGAGGCAGCUGUACGAGAAGUUGUUGACGAUGGAAUAGGAUUGCGGAGAACAGCACUUAAGUAUGAUAUCGACAAAAUGACCCUUCAGCGGUAUGUUAAAAAAUUCUUGUCAAAAAAUGCAGAACCAUCUUCAAUGACAUUUGAGCCAAACUACCAUCAACAACAGGUUUUUACAAAACAGGAGGAGACCAUGCUUGCAGAAUAUCUGAAAAAAGCAUCACGCUUGCAUCAUGGUUUGAGCACAGUAGGCUGCCGUCAGUUAGCUUUUAAGUUUGCAUCCCGAAACAAUAAAAAAUAUCCUGCAUCAUGGGAUGAAAACCAGAUUGCGGGUGUUGAUUGGUAUCGCUCUUUUAUGAAAAGAAAUCCAACCCUGACGAUAAGAAAACCUGAAGCUACAAGUAUUGCACGCAAUUCAAGCUUCAAUGCUGUUAAUGUGGGCGCUUUUUUUGAUAAUUUAGAAAAUGUUCUUGCUAAACACAAACUUGGCCCUGAAGCAAUUUGGAACAUCGAUGAGACUGGUGUAACAACAGUGCACCGCCCUGCUAAAAUAAUUGCUGAGCGAGGGAUUAAGCAGGUUGGCCAAACCACAUCUCAGGAACGUGGGACUCUUGUCACAGUAUGUAAUGCGAUAAAUGCUAUUGGAAAUUAUAUCCCCCCUUUUAUUAUUUUACCCAGAGUAAACGUGAAGGAGUACAUGUACAUCGGUGCUCCUCCUGGUUCAGUUGGUGUUGGACAUGCAAAACAUUCUGGCUGGAUGACGCAGGAUAACUUUAUUCAGUUUUUGGAUCAUUUUGUGAAACAUGUGAAAUGUUCCAAGGAGAACAAAGUUCUGAUGCUCAUGGACAAUAGUGAAACACACAUAUCACUCGACAUUAUUGAUUUGGCAAAAAAAUCUGGAAUCAUACUUUUGACAUUUCCACCUCAUACUAGUCACCGACUGCAACCACUUGAUGUUGCUGUUUACGCACCGUUUAAGGGAGCAUGUGACAGGGCAGCACAGCAAUGGUUGUUGAACCACCCAGGGACGCCUAUGACCAUAUACAACAUAGGAGAAGUUGUGGGAGCAGCUUUCCCAGUGUCAUUUACCCCAAAAAAUAUUAUUUCGGGGUUUCAGGCAACUGGAAUUCACCCAUUUAAGCGUGAGGUGUUUACAGACGAAGAUUUUCUUCCAGCCUCAACCACAGACAGACCAAACCCGGAGGCUUCUGAAGGAAACUCCUCAGACCAGCAACCCACCGGGCCUAAUAACACGAGUUCAAAUCCAGGAACGUCAAGCGAUAUUCCAACUGACAAUUAUUUAUCUCCUGUAAUAGGCCUAGAGAUUGAAGUAACAAGUACUCCUGUCUCUAAGAACUUGAAAGAGAGAGAAGGGGAGCGCCACAUUCUUACCCCUGAAGACAUAGCUCCAUAUCCGAAGGCAGGUCCUAGGAAGGCCCAAAGAAAAGGUGGGAAGAAAAAGGGCAAAACUCUUAUUUUAACAGACACCCCUGUUAAAUUACAAAUUGAGAAAGAAGUGAAGGAAAAGGAGGAAAAAAAGAAUCAGAAGAAAGUGAAAUUAAAUUUGUUUACAUCAAAAAGUAGGCCUGUGAAAAAAUUUAAAUCAAGCACAAAACAUACGCAACCCUCAUCUGAAGAAGAAGAGUGGGAGUCAAGUGGGAGUUCCAGUAACUUUGAACCAGAACCACUGUCGGAAGAAGAAGAUAAUUCAAUAAAUGUUGGAGACUGGGUGCUCGUAGCCUAUAGGUCAAAGAAAAAGGUUCGUAGAUUCGUGGGAGUCCUUAAGGAGAAAAUUUCUUUUGAUGAAUGGAACGUUAAGUUUGCUCGCCACAUCGAAGGCAGUAAGUUUAAGUGGCCUGAUUGUGAAGACAUCAGCUGUAUCGAUGACGGUCAAAUUGAAAAAAAACUGUCACCACCCAAAUUUCAAGAAAAAAAUGACAGAUUGACAUGUUUUCUUUUCAAUGAAAAAUUUGAAGGACUAUGUAUCGAAUAA